CAAAACAAAGAAAAACUGUGCAACCAAAAAUUACGAAAGUGAAAGAAAAAAGAAAUAGAAAUGUCAUCUCUUUCAAGCGAAAUUUCUUAAGAUUCCUUUUUCAGUCACAUCUCAAUCACUUUGUGGCUAAAGUAUUUGCCAAAUCUUAAUGGCAUUCUACAGCUCCAGCCACUACGAGACUGAUGAUCAUGGUGAGUAUUAUUUAACCCCUUAUGCUGAUGAUCUUUCUGCUCCACUUGAACUAGAUCAAGGGCCAACAAUAUCUUAUUCUAGCAAUGAACCCAGUUUUCAAAACUUCCUCGAGUAUGAUCCAACCCCAUAUUUUCAUGCUUUUCAUUCAUACUCUGCCUCUCCUUGUUGUAGCAAGCCAAUAUCCAUUGAAUACAACCCGAAGUUUUAUGAGCAGAGUUAUGAUACUCAAUUCUUGAUCUCUUACUCUGUAUCUGAGUUUAAUGAGCCUGAUUUUGAAGAAUAUGAUCCUACACCUUAUGAUGGUGGGUUUGAUAUUGCUCAAGUGUAUGGAAAGCCCCUUUCACCUUCAGAUGAAACUUGUUAUCCUUUGAAUGGUGGAUCUGUGUCUGUCACACCAUUAGGUGGUAAUAAAGAGCAAAUUAAUGAGCAAGCAGCAAAACCCAUCAAUGGAAGCCAACCAAUCCCGGCUAUUGAAGAAGAGCAGAUGCAGCACCAAGAGAGCAGGGAAGAUCAGCCAAGUCAAGAGAGCACUGACCAGGGAAAGCCUGAUCAUCAAGUUGAGGAAGUUGAAGAAAGUAAGGGAAGUGAUCAUGAACACAAUCUUGGGUCUUUAAGCCAUGGAUAUGAGAAGCAAGCUCAUCAAAUUCCUAGUGGUUAUGGAUUGGAAGCCAUGGACAUUUGUGAGAGUUUAUUUGGCUACUGGCCUUGCCUGUCUCAUGAUUUUAAGAGAGGGAAUGAUACUGGUCAAGGGUUUUCUGGGGAGGGAAUAUACGGCAACCCAUGGGAAGGAACUGCAGAUUAUCUUUUUGGAAGCUCAAAUCCAUAUGGAGAAAGAAGAGAUGAAGAGAGUUACUAUGGGGGAUCUGUUUAUGCCUAUGAAAGACAUUAUCUAGAACAGCCUCAGAAUAGGCAGGGUUGAGAGCACGAGGAAGAUUCAUUAUUGUUACAUAAAUUCAAGUUGUCUUGAAGAUUGUAAGAGCUUUUGGCAGCUUUUUGGGCACACAUGUUUUCUCUCUGUCACAGAGUCUUGGUUUGUAAGGAUAAAUAAUUAUGUUGGACAAAAUUUUCUUAAUGGCUCUUUCUUUUUCUUAA
This is a messenger RNA of Prunus dulcis (almond), 1284 nucleotides long. RefSeq lists its product as uncharacterized. Gene Ontology annotation, biological process: protein phosphorylation. Bases 149 to 1111 code for a protein of 320 amino acids. The record is from RefSeq and is a predicted model, not a curated record. The transcript has 2 exons. Gene Ontology annotation, molecular function: phosphatidic acid binding; protein serine/threonine kinase activity. NCBI's taxonomy places the organism in Eukaryota, Viridiplantae, Streptophyta, Magnoliopsida, Rosales, Rosaceae.